Molecule: messenger RNA, 1652 nt
Organism: Linderina pennispora
Lineage: Eukaryota; Fungi; Kickxellomycota; Kickxellomycetes; Kickxellales; Kickxellaceae
Product: regulator of G protein signaling superfamily
Exons: 2
Coding region: 282-1553 (423 amino acids)
Source: RefSeq, a predicted model, not a curated record
AAAGAAUUCGGGUGUUAGUGGUGCAAAUCCCACAGAGAUUAAAGCGCUGUGGCCGCCUCUUGGGCCACGCUUGCACACGCCACACCCGCCACAGGUUUUUCGUCGCUUUAUAUUGAGGACAAUUGGGCCACCCCCUCCCCUCCUCGUCCAACUUUCCUCUAGCCUUUUUUCUUCACCUUUUCUCUUUCCAAAGAAAAUACCUUUUUUCCUCGCUAUAUCUUAUAUCCCCUGUAUAGAAGCAGCCGUGUAGGCGACUUUCCCACCUAUUGCAUAGCUUUCUUAUGGCAGAUAAUAUCCUGACACUGACAUCGCUUGACGAUGCCAUUUCCGGAGUGCAGCAGGCACCGGCACGGCCACUGAGUGGCCGCAGAAACAAAUCUUCAGAUGAUGUGGGCGGGCUGUGCGAGCGGGACUCAACACAGACCCGGUUGCACCAGCGCACAGCAUCAGCAUCCUCGCUGUCUGGAAGCACAAAAACAGAGGUGGUUCCGCAGACCAACAGCCUAAGGAUAGGCAUCAGGCGGCGGAUGACGCAGCCCGGCAGCACAGCAGGGUUUCCGAGCGAGACCGACGCGGGAUUGCGGCCGCGCAAGCGCAGCCUGUCAGUGGGUGGUGAGAAUGUGUGUCGGGACUUUUUUGCGCGGCAAAUCGAGCAGUACGGGCUGCAGGCGCUGCUGGGGUCGCCGGUAGGCGUGUGUCACUUCCUGGCAUCGACCAUUGCGGGGUUCAGCCCCGAGAACCUGCUGUUCUACCUGGAGGCCGAGCACUUUCGCACGGCAGUGUUUCCUGACGCCGAGAUGCGGGCGCGGUAUGCGCGCGGGCUGUACCGGUCGUUCAUCUCGCAUGCGGCGCCGCUAGAAAUCAACAUCAACCACAGCAUGCGCACGCAGGUCACAAACGUGCUGCGCUCAGGUGCACCGGUCUCGCAGGUGCUGUUCCAGGAGACCCAGAGCCACACAUACUCGCUGCUGGAGCAGGAGUUUGCUGCCUUCCGCCAGCGUCCCGCCUACGACCGUAUGCUGGCCGAGCUGACUGCCGGCCGCAAGGACGCAGGCCAGCGUGCUGUCGCUGCACUCUACGAUGCCCUGGCGUCCACCUACAAUGUUCACCGCCUGGCGCCUGGCAAGCACCGCCUGGUGGCCUCGGAGUGCCCGGCGUUUGUCAAGUUCGCCGACAUGGAGCUGACCAGCAGCGACCUGCGCGUGGCUCUACCGGCGUGGCUCUGCCGCACCACCGUGCGUCUGCUGGAUGUGGCCAUGCCCGAGUCGCCCGAGGAAGCGAGCCGGCUCCAAAGCGCCGACGCUCAGCAGGCGCUGUCAUUCUCGCGUCCGUCGGUCUCCGCUCCAGCACCCUCGCCGCGUGUGCAUCUGGCGCGCAAGACGUCGGCAGCCGCUGCCUACGGCACUGAGAAGAAGGCCAGCAAGCAGAAAUCGUUCCAGCGCCUGCGUACUCGCUUCCAGAGCGAUGCUGCUGAGACGGAGGUACCACGGUCGCCGCCCACGAAGCCGCGGUGGGUUGCAACGCUGCUGGGCUCGCGUCGUCGCAAGGCGUGAGCUUUGUUACUGAAAAUACUCUCUCCCCUGUCUAUACCAUCUACUAAGCCUGCUUAUCCUUUUUAAUUAGACCUAGCAUUAUUACUCUUCUUUCCACCC